Molecule: messenger RNA, 1519 nt
Organism: Marmota monax (woodchuck)
Lineage: Eukaryota; Metazoa; Chordata; Mammalia; Rodentia; Sciuridae
Gene: Clul1
Product: clusterin like 1
Exons: 7
Coding region: 16-1413 (465 amino acids)
Source: RefSeq, a predicted model, not a curated record
AGUAACAGCAGGAACAUGAAGCCACCACUCUUGGUGUUUAUUGCGUAUCUGCUAUGGCUGAAGUGUCACUGUGCACCUACUUGGAACGACAAAACUGCCAUCAUCGGUGAAAACCUGAAGAGUUUUUCUGAGGCUGGGGAGAUAGAUGGAGAUGGAGAGGUGAAGAAGGCUUUGAUUGGUAUUAAGCAGAUGAAACUCACGAUGGAAAGAAGAGAGGAAGAACAUACCAAACUAAUGACAACCUUGAAGAAAUGCAAAGAAGAAAAGCAGGGGGCUGUGAAACUCAUGAAUGAAGUUCAGGAACAUCUGGAGGAAGAAGAAAGGUUAUGCCAGGCAUCUCUGGCUGAUUCCUGGGAGGAAUGCAGGACUUGCCUGGACAGUAACUGCAUGAGAUUCUAUUCAACCUGUCAGCCUGGUUGGUCCUCUGUGAAAAAUACGGUUGAGCAGUUUUUCAGGAAGAUCUAUCAGUUUCUGUUCCCUCUCCAUGACGAUGAGCACAGCCACCUCCCCAGCAGUGAACAACACACUCAGGAAGACGCCCAAGUGACCCAGAUGGAGAAGGCGUUCCUCCAGUUGACUGCGACUGCGGAAUCCCUCUUUAACAGGAGUCUUUACGUCUUCAAACAGAUGCAGCAAGAGUUUGACCAGGCUUUCCAAUCCGAUUUCAUGUCAGAAACCAACUUAAUGGAACCUUACCUUUUUCCAGCUUUAUCUAAAGAGCCAACACAAAAAGCAGAUCUUGGCCCAAACUGGGAUAUUCCCAACUUCUUCCAGCUGUUUCGUAAUUUCAGCCGCUCUAUUUAUGAAAAUCUCCGUGAAGCAAUUACCCAUACUCUGCGUGCAAUAGAAGAUUCACCAAAACAUGACGAAGACUCUGACCAGGGAGGACUGAUUUCAAAGACGUUACCUGAGCAGGACAAAGGACCGUGUGGAGAACUUGGACAAAAUUUUUCUGGAUGUUUCAGAUUACAAGAAAGAUGCCAAAAAUGUCAGGAUUACUUAUCAGAAGACUGUCCCAAUGUGGCUGACCUACACAUAGAACUGGAUAAGGCCCUUAGACUGGUCAAUGUGUCCAAUGAGCAAUACGACCAGGUUGUCCAGAUGGUCCAGCAUCACUUGGAGGACACCAUGUAUCUGAUGGAGAAGAUGAGCGAGCAGUUUGGCUGGGUGUCUGAACUGGCAAACCAGAGCCUAGGAGCUGAGAACAUCUUUAAUUCAAUAAAGGUAGUUCCAAGAGCUCAUGAAGGAAAUUCUUCCAAACAAGAUGACCCAGUGGUAGAAUCAAGCAUUCUGCCUUCCCCUAAGUCUGCAUUGGGGAUUCCUCUUGAAGAAAGUGCUGAGAGUUCCAACUUCAUUGACUAUGUAGUAUUGAAAGUUCUUCAGCAUUUUAAGGAACAUUUUCAAACUUGGUAAGCAGAGUGCCUGAUUAAGAAUGCUUUGACAGGAAUAGAUGAUUCAUAAAAGGAAAAAAUAAAACCAGUUUUAAAAAUCUCUGGGAAAUAUGUUCAACUUCACAAUA